AGGCCUUUGUAUGAUAAUUUUACCCUGAGGGGAAUGUUUACCUGUCCUCAACAAGUCAGGUGAUUGUUCACAAGAGUUGUCACUCACCUAAAACAGACUGUUCCAGCAACCACCAUGCAAGCUUCAAAGAUUGUUUUUGCUUUCUUAGCCGUGUAUGCUGCAAGUCUACUUCCUGUGACAUUGACAGAACGAACAAACAAACGUUGCGCUAAAUGCAGUCAUAAUCCAUGCCUAAAUGGCGGGAUUUAUGAGGAAUACAAGUCACAGACAGGAACAUCCAAAUUACACUGGGGGAAAUUCAAGUUACAAAAAGGACCUCAGUACAUAUGUAUUUGCCCUGAAGAGUUUACAGGGGAAAUAUGUCAAAUCAAGGUAUGUGACGAACAUGAUUGUCGGAAUGGAAUCUGUGUGGCAGACCAUUGCAAAAAACGAGGAUACAAGUGCAACUGUAUUCCUGGUUAUAUUGGGGAUAAUUGCGAAGUCCAUGUAUGUGACAGACAUGAUUGUAAAAAUGGAAUCUGUGAGGAAGACAAGGCCAGUACAAGAGGUUACAGGUGCACCUGUACCAUGGGUUAUGUUGGAAAUAAUUGUGAAGUUCUUCCAAGGGAUUGUAAGGACGUUAAAGAAGCUGGUCAAAAUAGUUCUGGUGUUUACGAAAUUUUCCCUCAUGGGAAUAUUUCCAGUCCAGUCAGAGUUGAAUGUGACAUGGAAACAUUGGACAGUGCUUGGACGGUAAUCCAGAAAAGAGUAAAUGGUUCCUUGAGCUUUUACAGAGCAUGGGAUGAAUAUAAGAAUGGUUUUGGUGCCCCAGAACAGGAUAUCUGGAUCGGAAAUGACGUGAUCCACCAAUUAACAAAGGGGAAUGACUCUUCUCUCUAUGUUUCCAUAACUCUAGUAAAUGACACAACGCUGUAUGAGUUGUAUAAUCGGUUCUCUGUUUCUGAUGAAGAAGAAAAUUAUCAACUCUUUCUGGGUGGACCGGCCACAGGAACCCUCGGUGAUAGAAUGUUUAAUACUGGUGAUCCCAAUUAUUAUGAUUUGUCGGGGAUGUCCUUUACAACCUGGGAUAGAGACAAUGACAGGUCAGUUGUUAACUGUGCUUCUAACUCUGGUAAAGGCGGCUGGUGGUUCAACAGUUGCUACUAUGGCUUUCUCAAUGGACCCUGGAAUUCUACAGACUGGAUAAGGCCAUGGUAUCCCCCAGUGGAGUAUGGGACCGAGGUGAGGGGAACACUGAUGAUGGUCACACGAGUUUAGGGACAUUACGUAUUUUGUACAUAAAUUAGGACUGAUGAUUAUGAUUAAACGUGUCUAGUGACUAAAAUUACUUCGGAUGUAAAUGGGACAGGGACAGGACGAUGCAUCAAUUUUUAUAACAAGUCAAAUUGAUAAAAAGAGGGAUGAAAGAAGAAAGUAUCUUAUUACCUUUGUACUCUGUUUAUUGUGAAAAUUAUUUAGGCACUUGAAUAAAUCGGUAUUACUUUGAA
Saccostrea echinata is the source of this 1487-nucleotide messenger RNA. RefSeq names its product techylectin-5B-like. The transcript has 10 exons. NCBI's taxonomy places the organism in Eukaryota, Metazoa, Mollusca, Bivalvia, Ostreida, Ostreidae. The coding region runs from base 115 to 1257 and encodes 380 amino acids. The record is from RefSeq and is a predicted model, not a curated record.